Messenger RNA from Punctularia strigosozonata HHB-11173 SS5, 2226 nucleotides. Its product is annotated as MFS general substrate transporter. Gene Ontology annotation, biological process: transmembrane transport. The record is from RefSeq and is a predicted model, not a curated record. Gene Ontology annotation, molecular function: transmembrane transporter activity. Gene Ontology annotation, cellular component: membrane. The transcript is spliced from 17 exons. The coding region runs from base 304 to 1506 and encodes 400 amino acids. NCBI's taxonomy places the organism in Eukaryota, Fungi, Basidiomycota, Agaricomycetes, Corticiales, Punctulariaceae.
CCACAAUCUGCUAGCUUGAAAAAAGUCUUCGGCUCCACUGAUCCAUUUGAUCUCUCCGCCGGGCCAGGAAGCGAACAGCGCCGUUUGGAUGUCUUGCAGUCCUGGGACACACUUUCUGCAACGGGUUCCCUUGUAUUAGAGCACGACUUAGGCACUACAUCUGUAUUAGAAGAAGCGAGGGCGGGAGGAGACGUUGCUUCCAAGCACUCGGGAUCGGUGUAUGAUGUAUCAAGAGUCAAUGCGCCGUCAACGCGGGUGGAUCCUUCAGCCGUGCUCGAGGUGGUGGAGGAUAUUUCGCCGGAGAUGCGCGCGAAGAUACGUCGUCAAGGUCGGGUGCACUUCGUGGUGCUUUGCUGGGUGCUCUUCCUCAAUGGCUGGAACGACGGCUCGGCUGGCCCGCUCAUCCCGACAAUUCAACGCGUAUAUCAUGUCGACUUCGCGAUCGUGUCUCUAAUCUUCGUGUGCAACUGCGUGGGAUUCAUUGCAGGCGCGCUUGCGAACGUUUGGCUCGCGGACAGAGUUGGAUUUGGGAAGGCUAUGUUCCUCGGCGCCUCCUCCACGACCAUUGCCUACGCCAUUCAAGCUCCUGCGCCGUCAUUUCCGGUUCUCGCCGCAGCAUACGUCAUAUCAGGAUUUGGCCUCUCCAUCCUUAACGCGAGCGCGAAUGGAUUCGUAGGAAGCCUUAAAGAACACGUUUCUACGAAACUAUCUUUCAUCCAUGCGUCUUACGGUAUCGGCGCCUUCGCAGCGCCCCUUGCGGCAACCCACUUCGCCUCGCAACGACGAUGGAGCUUCCACUUCCUCGUAUCGCUCGGCAUCUCUGUCAUCGCGCUCACGCUCGUCGGGGUCGUGUAUAGGUUCAGAACCCUCACUCAACUUCUGCGUGAAUCUGGGCACGCCGAAUCCGCCGAAGGAAACUCGUCGGAUAGCAAGUACUCCCAAAUUUUCCGCAUCAAGCUCGUGCAUCUCCUUGCUCUAUUCGCCCUCGUCUAUGUUGGGACAGAGGUGACACUAGGCGGCUGGAUUGUAACGUUUAUCAUCGAAAAGCGUGGGGGAGGGCCAAGUGCUGGAUAUGUCAGCUCCGGAUUCUUCGGUGGUCUGGCACUCGGAAGGGUGCUACUGAUCGGCGUGAAUCGUCUGGUUGGCCCGCGCCGUGCGCUGAUGAUCUACGUGACAUUGUCCAUCGCGCUCCAGAUCACUGUUUGGCGCGUACCGUCGCUCGUCGAGAACGCGGUAGCCGUGUCGGUCAUCGGCUUGCUCUUUGGACCAAUGUAUCCCAUCUUGAUGAACCACGCCAGUCGGGUGAUGCCGAAAUGGCUACUCACAGGCUCCUUGGGUUGGAUCGGCGGCGUUGGAAACACUGGCUCGGCCGUGUUGCCCUUCAUAACCGGUAUCCUUGCUGCACGAUUCGGAAUUAAUUCACUGCAGCCCUUCCUCGUAGCGAUGAUGAUACUUUUGUUUUGCGUCUGGGCGGCGGUGCCCAAGAGCCCGCGCCGACCCGAGUGAUUCUGGAAUUGCAUGUAACAGAUUUCAUCGUCCGCAAAACAUGGGUGCUGUCCGUCAGAGGCCGGACACUAUACCGUAAUCAAUGGGUACUCUCUAUGUCAAAAUAACAUCCAAGAGCUGUUGCCGUCCCGAAGUAAACUCGAAUGAAGUGAACAGCAUACUCGGAUUCCACGCGCUUCGACGAAAGGCCGCAGGAUCCUGAAAUGGGGUAGACUAUGACGCUCGGACCAAGGUACCCUGCACCUCUCGUGUGCAUAUCCAUGAAAACAACCAAUUUUGAUAUCUCAGAUGCGUUUCCAGCCAUUCGUGGUCUUCGACGCAGCAGAGUGCGUGGUCGACAUCCCGAGGGGUGCGGCAGCAACCACGAACAAGCAACACGCUCAACCGCGGACGGUGUCGUCUUCCUACGUAUCUGGAAGAUAAUCCGUAUGCGAACCGCCUCAAGUUCUUAUGCGGCUUGGCACUGGGCCUCGGGUGCCUGCACAACUUGAGCAUAACACACGGAAAUCUCAAAGGCGUCAAUACUCUCAUGGACGACGAUCUAAAAGCACGACUGGCAGACUUCGGUUUGAUCGUGAUUGGUACCGAACCUUCAGUAACCCAGUGAGACUAUAUCACGACUGCACUGAAAGCAGGAUCUGAGCGCUGGAUGGCUCCUGAACUAAUCGACCCGGAAGUGAUUUGCCUGCCGAACCCAUCGUCGUAUAUAUACGCGUUCGC